Molecule: messenger RNA, 831 nt
Organism: Trichoderma virens Gv29-8
Lineage: Eukaryota; Fungi; Ascomycota; Sordariomycetes; Hypocreales; Hypocreaceae
Exons: 5
Coding region: 1-831 (276 amino acids)
Cellular component (GO): plasma membrane
Molecular function (GO): acetate transmembrane transporter activity
Source: RefSeq, a predicted model, not a curated record
AUGGCAGACGAAAAGGGCAAUCGAACCGGCGCCGACUCCGACUCCGACCGGGUCGAGGCUCUGAACAGGUUUCGCUCUGCAGCGAGCAUCAGCAUGACGCCAGAGUUGUUUGAGAAGCUCUACCUGUCGCCACAGAGCAAGGUCAAGGGCCAGCUGAGAGACACCUUUGGAAAUCCGACGCCAAUUGCUCUUGUUGGCUUUCUCAUGGCCCUCACACCAUUAUCAUGUAGUCUCAUGGGCUGGCGAGGAGCAAGCGGCGGCGGCGCAGCAACAAUCCCUGUAUACUUCUUCCAAGCCGGAAUCCUCAUGACGCUCGGCGGUCUCCUCGAAUGGAUCCUCGGCAACAGCUUCCCGGCCGUCGUCUUUACCUCGUUUGGCACGUUUUGGCUGUCUUACGGAGGUGUUUUGAAUCCGUCGUUUGCCGCGUUUUCUUCGUACGCGAAACCGGGCGAGGAUGCUACCGAGGGGCUUCAGACCACUGGCUUCAAUGCCAGUCUAGGCUUCUGGUUUCUCUUCAUGGGACUGCUUAGUCUUGUGUUCCUUAUUUGUUCGCUGCGUACCAACGUCGCCUUCUUCAUCAUCUUCCUGACGCUGGUCAUCGCUUUUGGCCUACUGACGGGGGCGUAUUGGUCAAUGGCGGAAGAUUUCGUGGGAAAUGCUCACUAUGCAAACAAGUUACUUAUUGGCGCUGGUGCUUCGACUUUUGUAACGUGUCUGGCCGGAUGGUACAUUCUGCUAGCCAUUGCGCUUGCCAUCGUGGACUUUCCUAUUCAGAUCCCAGUUGGAGAUUUGAGUAAUGUCAUCAAGGGUAAAUCUAUCAGGGAGCGAUGA